Microthlaspi erraticum is the source of this 1632-nucleotide messenger RNA. The record is from the annotation of a GenBank genome assembly. Lineage: Eukaryota; Viridiplantae; Streptophyta; Magnoliopsida; Brassicales; Brassicaceae.
AUGAAAGAUGCAAUAUCAGCACCAAAGUUAUCUCACUUCGACUACAUAGUCAUCGGAGGAGGAACAGCCGGAUGUGCAGUAGCCGCAACGCUCUCUCAGAACGCAACCGUUUUAGUCCUCGAACGCGGUGGGUCCCCUUACGACAACCCGACGGCCACAGACAUCGGGAACUUCUUAAACACAUUAUUGAACACAACACCAAACUCAUGGUCGCAGCUUUUCAUCUCCGAAGACGGCGUUUUUAACGCACGCGCACGCGUGCUCGGAGGAGGAACGGUGCUAAACGCUGGAUUCUACUCACGGGCGGAAGAUGAUUACGUGGCGGAAGCUGGUUGGGAGAGAGAAGAGGUCGAAGCGGCUUACGAGUGGGUCGAGAAGAAAGUGGUGUUCGAACCGCAGGUUAAGGGAUGGCAAACGGCGUUUAUAGAUGGUCUUUUGGAGGCUGGAGUGGUUCCGUACAAUGGUUUCACGUACGAACAUAUUUAUGGGACGAAAAUUGGCGGUACGAUCUUCGACGGUGAUGGUCGGAGACACACGGCAGCGAAUUUAUUGGAGUAUGCUGAUCCAAAUAAGAUUACUGUCUACUUGCACGCUUCUGUUCAUAAGAUCCUCUUCACUACCACAGGAAGUAUGAGGCCCAAGGCAAAUGGGGUGAUAUUCCGGGAUGCGAAUGGAGUGUUCCACACGGCAAAACUAGCGACACAGAGCGCAAUGAAUGAGGUGAUCUUAUCAGCGGGUGCCAUCGCAAGCCCGCAGCUACUAAUGUUGAGUGGUGUUGGUCCUGCGGCCCAUCUUGAAGCCCAUGGAGUGACUCCGAUCAUCCUAGAUCACCCCAUGGUUGGACAAGGAAUGGGUGACAAUCCGAUGAACCCUGUCUUCAUCCCUUCUCCUGAACCUGUAGAAGUGUCACUUGUCCAAGUCGCUGGUAUCCCUCAUUUUGGUAGUUACAUUGAAGGUGGAAGUGGCUUAAGUCUCUCCAUUAGUUUGACUCAUAGCUUCUUCAAUGGUGUUAUAGAUCUUCUCAAUGAGAUAAAACUCCCCACCAAAACACUCUCAAGUUUUUUCAAAUCUUUGGAUCUUCGAUUUAACGUGACAACACAAGCAGGUGGGAUGAUUCAGAAAGUGGAUGGACCGAUCUCGAGAGGUCAUUUGGAGCUGCGGAACACGAAUCCAGAUGAUAACCCUUCGGUUACAUUUAACUACUACCAAGAGCCAGAGGAUUUGAAUAACUGUGUUGAAGGACUUAGUGCCAUAAUUAAAGUGAUAGAUUCCAAGAAAUACUCCGAGUACAAGUACCCUGUAGUGACCGGGCGUGGAUUGUUGAGUCUCAUGCUUGCCCUUCCCAUUAAUCUGAGACCAAGGCACAUACACUCAUUGUUCGAUUUGAAGCAGUUUUGUAAAGAUACCGUGAUGACUAUUUAUCAUUACCAUGGAGGAUGUCAAGUUGGAAAAGUGGUCGACAAUGAUUACAAAGUAUUAGGGGUUGAUGCUUUAAGGGUCAUCGAUGCAUCUACGUUUCUCAAAACCCCAGGGACUAAUCCUCAAGCCACGAUCAUGAUGCUCGGAAGGUAUAUGGGACAGAAGAUUCUUCGGGAGAGGGCGGAUUUCCUGGAAACUGAAGAAGAAGCAUGA